Molecule: messenger RNA, 462 nt
Organism: Elephantulus edwardii (Cape elephant shrew)
Lineage: Eukaryota; Metazoa; Chordata; Mammalia; Macroscelidea; Macroscelididae
Gene: IL21
Product: interleukin 21
Exons: 5
Coding region: 16-462 (148 amino acids)
Biological process (GO): positive regulation of natural killer cell mediated cytotoxicity; immune response
Cellular component (GO): extracellular region
Molecular function (GO): cytokine receptor binding
Source: RefSeq, a predicted model, not a curated record
UCAAGUCCUGACAACAUGCAGAGGAUAGUCUUCUGCCUGAUAGUCAUCUUCUCUGGAGCAGCGGCCCACAAAUCAAGCUCUCAGGAGCAAGACCGUUUCAUGAUUAGGAUGCGUCUACUCCUAGACAUUGUUGAUCAACUGAAAAAUUAUAUGAAUUACUUGGCUCCUGAUUUUUUCGCAGCUCCACAAGAUAUAAAGGACCACUGUGAGCUUUCAGCUUUUUCAUGCUUUCAGAAGGCCGAACUAAAGAUAAUAAAUGCAGGAGACAAUGAAAAGAUGAUCCAAACGCGAAUUCACCAGUUGAGGAGAAAACUACCUCCCACAAAAGAAGGGAAAAAACAGAAACACAAGCCAGAGCUGGAAUGUCCUGCUUGUGAUUCUUAUGAGAAGAAACCACCAAAAGAAUUCCUCGAAAGACUGAAAUCACUUCUCCAGCGGAUUAUUUAUCAGCACGCCUCCUAG